CUCUUCCUAAAACCCUGACCUAAACCAGUGCGAACCAGAGCCGUGAUUUCGUCGCACCUCAGCCAAUAGCGUCGCAUUGCCUCCGCCGCCGAGCCGGAGCCGUAUCCACCCCCGCCAAGCAGCAGCCCGGAGGGUAGCGCUAUCGUCCGUCCGUCCGUGAUGGUGAAGUCGUACCUCCGGUACGAGCCAGGUCUCGUCUUCGGCGUCAUCUCCUCUGUCGACGCUAAUAUUGCCUACGAUCCCUCAGGGUUGCACCUCCUUGCACCGGCCCUUGACAAGUUUUUCCUCUGGAACCUCAAGCAAGGUCUCGCCUUUAAGACCUUCUCAUCCUCCACGCGCUCCUCCCAUACCCUCGCAGUCACCACAAUCGCCGCCUCUCCUUCCUCGUCGUCCACAUCUAUUGCCAGCGGGCACACUGAUGGGAGCAUUCGACUGUGGGACUGCGAGAAGGCUACAUGUGAGGCGACUCUAAAUGGCCACAAAACUGCUGUCACUGCCCUCCGCUAUAACCACCUCACCUCCCUCCUUGCUUCUGGUGGCAAGGACUGUGAUGUCAUCCUAUGGGAUGUAGUUGGUGAAGCAGGGCUAUUUCGGCUCCGUGGCCAUCGAGACCAGGUCACCGACCUUGUAUUUAUUGAUUCAGGAAAGAAGCUUGUCACUAGUUCCAAGGACAAGUUCAUGAGGGUUUGGGAUCUUGAGUUGCAGCAAUGUGUACAGAUAGUUGGCGGACACCACAGUGAAAUCUGGUCGCUAGAUGUUGAUCCUAUGGAAAGGUUUUUGGUCUCUGGAUCAGCAGAUUCUGAACUCAAAUUUUAUGAAAUAAAAAGGAACACUGAGGUGGUUGAGAAGGAAAGUAAGUGGGAGGUUUUGAAGAACUUUGGUGAAAUCCAAAGGCAGAGCAAGGAUAGAGUGGCUGCUUUGAGAUUUAACAAGUCUGGAAACCUUUUAGCAUGUCAGGUGGCUGGAAAACUUGUGGAAAUUUAUCGAGUUCUCAGUGAUGAUGAAGCAAAGCGGAAAGCCAAGAGGCGUCUUCACCGAAAGAAAGAAAAGCUUUUGACAAGAGAUGCAGCUGGAGGAAAUGAAAAUGAAGGGCUUGCAGAUUCCUUAUCCAGCCAGGAAUUUCAGCACCCCACUGUUGUGGUGUCAGAUGUGUUUAAGCUUCUUCAGAUGCUACGCUCAAGCAAGAAAAUUUCUUCUAUUGCUUUCAGUCCUAGUGAUCCCAAAGUUGGUCUUGCUACUUUAUCAUUAUCCUUGAAUAAUAACAUGCUAGAGACCCAUUUAGUUGAUUCUGAUAAGAUAUCCAAAUUGUAUUCAAUAGAGCUUCAGGGGCAUCGCUCAGAUAUCAGAAGUGUUACACUUAGCUCAGAUAAUGAUCUUUUGAUGUCAACUAGUCAUAAUUCUGUAAAGAUUUGGAACCCCACUACUGGAGUUUGCCUCCGCACCAUUGAGUCUGGAUAUGGACUGUGUAGUUCUUUUGUACCUGGAAACCGCUAUGCCCUAGUUGGAUCCAAAAGUGGAUCCUUGGAGAUAAUUGAUGUUGGUAGUGGGAGUUGCAUUGAAGUAGUAGAAGCUCAUGCUGAUUCCAUAAGAUCGCUUGUACAACUUCCAGAUGAAAAUGGAACUGUUGGCGGACAGGGCUUUGUUACAGGAAGUGACGACCGUGAUGUAAAAUUUUGGGAAUAUACCGUCAAGCAAAAAUCAGAUAAUGAACCUAAACAUCUAGGUGUGACAAAUGUGAGAACUUUGAAAAUGGAUGAAGAUGUUUUAGCAAUCUCUGUUAGUCCAGACUCUAAAUACCUAGCUGUUUCUCUGUUGGAAAAGUGUGCAAUCAAGGUCUUCUUCAUGGAUUCUUUAAAACUUUUCCUUUCACUUUAUGGCCAUAAGCUUCCAGUUCUCUGUAUGGAUAUUUCAUCUGAUGGUGAUAUUCUAGUUAGUGGCUCAGCGGACAAAAAUUUGAAGAUUUGGGGUCUAGACUUUGGCGAUUGCCACAAAUCUAUUUUUGCGCAUGCUGACAGUGUUAUGGACGUUAAGUUUGUUAGAAAUACUCAUUAUAUGUUUAGUGUGGGCAAAGAUCGACUUGUGAAAUAUUGGGAUGCUGACAAAUUUGAGUUGCUCCUAACUCUCGAGGGGCAUCAUGCUGAAGUUUGGUGCCUUGCUGUUAGCAGUCGUGGUGAUUUCAUUGUCACAGGAUCACAUGAUCGUUCAAUACGUCGUUGGGAUAGGACUGAAGAACCUUUCUUCAUAGAGGAAGAAAGAGAAAAGAGAUUGGAAGAGGUAUUUGAAUCUGCCUUAGACAAUUUAAAUGAAGACAGAUAUGCACCAAAAGAAUUGGUUCCAGAUGAGGGAUCUGUAGGUGUGCCUGGCAAGGAAACCAAGGAAACCCUGAGUGCGACUGACUUGAUCAUUGAUGCAUUAGACAUGGCAGAUACUGAAAAUAAACGGAUGGAUCAACACAAGGAAGAGCAGAUGGACAGUAAAGCAGUGUUUCAACCAAACAUAAUGAUGCGUGGUCUUUCACCAUCUGAUUUUGUUCUCCAAACGCUUGGAAAUGUUAACACCAAUGAUCUAGAACCAACACUUUUGUCAUUGCCAUUCUCUGAUGCUUUGAAGCUUAUGUCUUAUUUGAAAGAAUGGGUACGCAUCCCAGACAAGGUUGAGCUUGUUUGCAGGGUCACGACAGUUCUAUUGCAAACACAUCAUAAUCAGCUAACUACAGCUGUGGCUUCUAGACCAAUUUUGACCGUACUGAAGGACAUUCUUCAUGAGAAAGUUAAGGAGCGCAAAGACACAAUCGGUUUCAAUCUAGCCGCCAUGAAUCAUCUUAAGGAAUUGAUGUCCAUGAGAUCCGAUGCACUCUUCCAAGAUGCCAAGGCGAAACUCAUGGAAAUCCGUCAAUGGCAAUCCAAGCGUACGGACAGCGGGGAAGCAAAUAACAGCAGGAGGAAGAAGAAGAAACUAAAGCCUUCCAAUGGGGUCUAAAACUUACGUCAUUGAUGCAACAAAUAUACUGAUACAAGAUGAUAGUUCACCUCCUUAUCGGCCAACUGUUGCCUGAUGUAGGGAGAGCCUGUAGAAUUUUGAUAUGCUUGUAACUUAAAUUAUCUGUUCAGUAGGUAAAAUUUUGACACAUCAACACGUGUAGCAUCUUUCUGUCAUCAAUAACCAUUGUUCUAUUCAUUUAAAAGAUUUAAACAA
Zingiber officinale is the source of this 3195-nucleotide messenger RNA. RefSeq names its product WD repeat-containing protein 3-like. Lineage: Eukaryota; Viridiplantae; Streptophyta; Magnoliopsida; Zingiberales; Zingiberaceae. The record is from RefSeq and is a predicted model, not a curated record. Gene Ontology annotation, cellular component: small-subunit processome; Pwp2p-containing subcomplex of 90S preribosome. The transcript has 12 exons. Gene Ontology annotation, molecular function: snoRNA binding; protein binding. The coding region runs from base 160 to 2979 and encodes 939 amino acids. Gene Ontology annotation, biological process: maturation of SSU-rRNA.